Molecule: messenger RNA, 23419 nt
Organism: Parasteatoda tepidariorum (common house spider)
Lineage: Eukaryota; Metazoa; Arthropoda; Arachnida; Araneae; Theridiidae
Biological process (GO): protein linear polyubiquitination
Cellular component (GO): LUBAC complex
Molecular function (GO): linear polyubiquitin binding; K63-linked polyubiquitin modification-dependent protein binding; zinc ion binding
Source: RefSeq, a predicted model, not a curated record
UUCAUUUGUUUUAUAAUUAGCGAAAUCAAGGAAAAAGUUUGGAAAUUUCUCCUAGUGUGGAAGAAAGGCCUUGGAAUUCUCCACAACCUGCUUUGUCACCAAUUCAAGUUUCAAUUCCAUCUAGCACUCCUGAUUUAAUUGGGCAACCUCUUGGGUACCCACCGAAGUCCCAUAGUCGGAGUAUAACAGAUAUACCUAAUGCAGCCAUGAGCCCAGGUGGUCACCAUCAUCCUUAUCAUUUUCCGCAUCCUUAUCCAUACAUGCAUCCACCUGUUCAUCCUCCUUACUCUCAAUCGAUGGCUCAUUUGAAUUGUUCUCAAUGCAUGUCCGCUUCAUGGACAAAUCUCAUGAGCCCUCACCCAUCUCCUUAUUUCCAUCCCAUGCCAUGGGGACCUCCUCAUGCUGGCAUGCCUCAAAAUGGAGCUUCACAUUCUUCUCAUGGGACUUUAAAACAUAAUCAUGGUGAUUUAGGAACAUAUCCUGAUCCUAGUUUUCCUUAUCCCUAUCCUGGAGGAGUAUUUUAUCCAAAUGGUUUUCCAACUACUGAUCCUAAUAAUACCAAAGAUCUACCUCAACAGGCCUCUGGUUCAGCUAAAGUAAGGAGGAGUUCAUCAACUUCUAGAAGUCCAAGGCAAGCACAGAGUACUGAAGAUCUACCAUUGCUUAAUAAUCCAACCCCAGAAAGCAGCACAAAUGAAACGAAUGGAAUAACUAGAAAAAGUCCUAUUGAUAUUGCAAAACUAGCUGAUGUUGAUGAGGAAAGUAAACCACCAGUUCCACCAUCAGAGCCCUGGGGUUGUUUACAUUGCACUUUUAUAAAUCCACCAGGAAUAUACAUUUGUCAAGUAUGCUGUAAAACGAGCUACGGAAAUAAACCCCCAGGGGAUGAAGAAGACAUGAUCGAUUCACCGGCUAUAGACAGAAAUAGUGAAUCACCAAUGGAACUUGUAAAUAUGGAUGCAGAAAUAUCCUCAAAAUUUUCUAAACUAAGUGCUCAAAAGAAUGAUGAUGAUAUAUGCCAAGACAGUCUUGAAACUAGCCUAGAGAAUGAAGAGGCAUUCAAGCAAUCCGCAGAAACACCAGUGACACCUGAUCCUGCUUUGAUGCUCACAACUGAAACACAAACUUCCACCACAACGAAAUCAACAGAUGUUCAGACUCAAAAUCUCAUCUGCAAGUCAAUGGCGUCAUCAACAGAUUCCAUUUUUCCAAGGCACGAAAUGUCUGUUCAGACGGAAGUGGAAGAAAUACCCAAACACUGUUCUGUGGCAACAGACCCUAUGAUAAGCUCUCAUUCUAUUGAAUCUCUCAUGUCUGGAAUGUCUGCACCACCUUAUCACAAUAGACGAGCUGGUGGCUGGGGCCGAGGAACUAGCUUUAGUACUCAGUCUUUGUACGAGCGUGGCCGCAGUCGUAGCCCCUUGCCACGAUCUGCCUCAUUAUAUAAUGAAUCCCAAUCUCUUGGCAGAGAUUCUAGUUUACCACCUGAAGAUGUGAUGCAUGGGUUUUCUCAUCCUUGGUUAAUGACGGAUCCCAUGUAUUACAAACCUCACAAUAUGCCUGAAUAUGGAGCAACUCUGACUAAAGAAGAUUACUUUGAUGGAAUGUGGGGAUCAAUGGAUAAGUUAGAUAGAAGAAUGAAAAACAAAAAGGGUAAGAAACUAGAAGUCCAUCCAAAACAAAAGUUUCAUAGAAGUCUUGAUGAUUUAAAAAGUGAUAAAGUUCCAGAUGUUAUUCACACUCAAGAGUUACAAUUUUUACACACUGUAAAGGAAGCUGAGAGAUGUGGAUUCAGUCUGGAAGACUUGCAUGUUGCCUAUUUGCAUUGUGGGAGAGAAAAUCCAGUUAUUUGGCUUGAAGACAAUUGGUCUUCCAUGAUAAAAAAUGUUAUUGCUUUGGCUGCAAAGUAUGGGGAAGAUAAUGAGGAAAAUGAUGUUGGUACAUUAUCAAAGUCCGAAGCUAAGGAGGCACUUCAUAUUCAUCGUGGUGACAUAUGGGAUGCUGUCACUGAAUGCAUCGAAAAUCGUCAAAGAAAGAUUUUAGAGCUUACUGUGAGGGGUAACUUUACACAAAAACAAAUUUCUGAUGCCCUAGCACAUAAUGAAGGUAAUGUAGAGCUUGCCUAUGCCGAUUUAUUCCGAGCCUCAAAUAAGAGACAUAAAUUUAUCUUAAGUCCAGGUUUGAGUGAAGAUAGUGAAGAUUUAAAUUUAUCUCUCCAAAUCGAGGAGGCUGGAGACGCUUCAGCAGCUUCAAAGCGAGGAAGGUUAAAUGCAUCUCCUGAUCCAAGAACUGAAAAGAAAAAAUCUGAUUUCCUCACAAAGCUAUCUGCAAUAAGACAGGCUCAAAGUGAACGAAGGAAAGCAAGGGAAGAGAAAGAAUUAGUUCGUGAAACUGGAGGGCCUGAAUUACAGACUGAAAUUCCUUUAUCUCCAUUAGAACCACCGAGCCUCAGCAGAGCUGAGAGUUUGCAAUCACCUGAAACAGGUGAAAUUUUGGAAAAACCUCAACCUGUAGACACCGUUCUUCUAAAUGCUGACUAUGAUCAUGAAUCAGUACUUGAAGAAAAGGAAAAAGAUGAAACGAUUCCUGACCCUAAAAUUGAUAAGGAUGUUGUAAAAGGUGAAAAUGAUGAUUUGCCAGUAGAUUAUGAUAUUAACUGGGAAGAUUCCCAAGGAGAAUGGAUUGAAGAGUAUUCAGAUGAACAAUGGGAAGAUGAAGGUGAGGGACAGUGGGUUUCACUUCAAAAGAAAUUUCACAAUAUGGAGAAAGAAUUAGCAGAGGAAGCAAUGCAGAUGGCUUCUUUAUGGGAAAAAGAGGAAUUGGAAGAUGAUGUGUUUGAAGAGGAUGAGCCUCCAAGUGUAAUUGAAGUUCAUGUAAGUGAAGUAGAUCGCCUUAAAUUGGAACAAGAUGAAAAGUUUGAGCAGUGGGUAAAAGUCAAUCUAGAAAAAAAUUUGUCAGAAGCAGAAGAAGAAGCGGCAAAUGAACAGAACCUUGCUGUAGAAAUGAAUCCAGAAGCUAUGUCAAAAAGUGUUGAGCUUGAUGAUACUGCAAUGAGGGAUUCACCUCUGCAACAUUAUCCUACUGAGUUUGAUCUGUCAAGCAAAUCCUUUGCUGAACCAGAUUGGAUCGAAGUUGAAAAAAAUGCCCUCGAUCUUUUAAAAGAUGACGAGGCAGAUUUGUUAGAAACUGUAGAAUUGAAAGAUCAGGAAAGUUUACAAAGUGAAACUGCACCCUUACAAGAUGAACUUAAAGAGCAAAUAGUGCAUGAACAAGAAAACAGUGACACAGAAUGGGAAAAGAUUGAAUUUGAGGAAAUAAAAGAUGCUUAUGAGCAAUAUUUAUCUGAUAAACCUCAUUCAGAUGAAGGUCAAGUUUCAACCACUGUUAGGGAAGAGCAUAAAGAAUAUUUAGACGAUUUAACAGAAUCUGUUGUAAAGCAAGUUUUAGAAGAAGAUUUGCCAACUGAGCCACAACAAUUGGCUUUUGAAGAUGUAAAUAUCGUUCAGAGUACUAUGGGUACUAGUAAAGGUACUUUUAAAGAAGUCGAAGUAUCUGAAAAGAAAACUACUCCUGAUAUCCCUCCCCCACGACCUCCUGCAAGGAGAAAAUCAAAAUUGAAUGUUUCAGCUAUAGAAGAGGCUUUGAAAAAUGUUUCUCAAACUUGUGAAGUAUCUUCAGAAGAAGUUGUAGUCCCCCCUGCUUUGCCGUUGAAACUAAAAGAUAAACAUUUUGAACAAAAUGUUAAAAUGGACAUUUAUGCUGUUCCCGAUAAAGCUAAUAAAUUGGCAGGCACUAAGACUGAUAAAACAACUGAAUUGAAAUUAGAAACAGUUGCUUCAAACAUUUCUCAAGAAAAAGAGCUUGAAUCUCCUCCAGCGAAACCACCAAGGCUUACCAUACCAACUCAUGAGAGAGACUUUUCCAAAGAGCCAUCACCCGUGACAUCAUUAUCUAAUGAAUCAGAUUCUAACUGUUUUGCUGAUUCAGAGUCUGAUCCAGAGAUAAAGAUUAUUCGUCAAAAAAUGCACAGGAAAUAUUCAAAGCAUGAAACUGAAAUAGAAUUUGAAGAUGAUCUUGCUGACUUUGAGAAUGAAGGAAAUAUUAUACUCAGUAUUGAAAAUGCUUCUAAAAAACAGCGCUCUUUUGAAUUUGAUCCUGAACUGCCAACACCUGAAGGAAUUCGUGGGCAUAAAGAUGAUAUUUCAUCCCCGAAAGCGUUUAGAGAAGGUACGGCUAGACCUCUUCAGCUUUUCAAAGCAUCAAAAGUGGAAACAACUCCUGCACCCAAUUCACAAGCAGAGCUAAAGGAAAUUUCUCUGAGUGAUAGUCUUAAAAAAGUUCAUUCAAGUGACCAGGAAAGCAUUGAAAAAGUGAUUGAUCAGUUUUCUAAUCAGGUAACAACAACUUUAACUUCUGCUGCAAACGUUAGUGAAAAUAUACCUGCAUCAUCUUCUUACUACAAUGUGACUUCCGUUAAGCAAAAUAACCAAAUGAUGGCGCAAAUGCUUUCAGAAGUGGAAAGAAUAAACAAUCAACAAGUAAUGGAACAAAAUAAUGAAACAAGUAAUUCUGCUUUCUAUUAUAAUAUUCAUGAACAUCCACAGCAGCAUAAAUUAAAUGAAACUCAGACUACACCAAUUGUUACUUCCAGUAUAACAACUGAACCUUCCAUUAUUAAGGAUUCUUAUGAACUUCCAGCUGUUGAUGUCUCACAAAAUAUUGAAGCAAAAGUUUCAAAUGAAAAUGAAGAGCAGUUAAUGUUUACUGAAAUGGAAGCAACCUCAGCUGCCGCUGAUUACUUUUUCGGGCGUUAUAAUGAGAUAACUGUACCAAAACCAAAGAAAAAAACUGUUGUAAUUAUAGGCAAAUCUGGUAUGCCUGCCAUGCCUAAACCAUUACCUUCAAGUCAAAAAAAGACAAGUCCAGUUGCUAAACAGCAAACUAAGGAACAGAGUGCUGAAUCUACUCUUGGCUCUAAGUUAGAUUCUAAAGAAAUAGCUUCAAAAUCAGAAACUGGUUCAAAUGAAGUUUCUUUUCCCACCCUAAAGAAAGGAGAAAUAGUUGUUUCAAAACCUAAUGUAGAACCUGUUCAGGUUCACGCUACUCAGUUUAGUCAAAAUCUCCCAGUCCAGGUAACUGCAGCAACUAAACCUCAAAUCAUUGAUACAGCUGCAGCUCAGGAAACAGCUCCAGUUGAGACUCUAUCAUUUGCCGAAGAUUACUUUUUUGGUUCAUAUAAUGAAGUCCCCGCUCCAAAGAAAACUAAAAGCAAACCCACUGGAGUAAAAUCAAAAGUAACCCAGCCAUCAUUAUCUCAAUCGCAAAUGCUACAAGGACAAUCAUUCUCAAGUCCAUAUGAUUAUGAUGGAGAAAAUAUAUCGCCUAUUAUGGUAGGUUCAAUGCCACCCAUUUCAGAAGAAUGUGAUAGCUCUGAAAUUAUGACUCAGAAUUUAAGCAUGUCUGUGGCUGCUGGUAGCCUACGAGAAUCAAAUGUAAAUGUAGAUGACCGAGUAAGAACUGUCCAUUUUGAAGAAUCUUUGCCUCCUAUUGCUCCUCCUCCAAGAAAAAAUAGGAUCCAAAAUGGUGCAACAAGUGAUACUGUAUCCAAGGAAUUCCCCACUGCCAUUCAGCAUAGUGAAUUGGCUAAAAAAAAACUUCCUCCCUGUAGUGGGGACUUCAAAAUAUUUCAAGGUCACGAUCCAUGUGAAUUACCCUGUGAAGUCCUGUCACAGCCCUCUGACAUAUCUGAAAGAUCUCUAUCCUCUGAGAUUAAUACCCAGUCCUCUGAAGAGUUGAAUAAUAUAUUUAAUGCAUAUUUUAGAGAAGAAAAACUUCUACUAGAUGAGACUGAAAAAUCUUCAAAUGUAAAUGUUAUAUCUGAUGUAUCUAUGCCUCAACCAUUUGAGGAUUACGUGGUUAUUUCCUCAUCAGAAGACACUAAUAAUCAAAAUACUCCAAAUUAUGUACCAUUUACCGAAAUAAAGCCUGGUAAUUUGAUGGAAAAUGUAAUUGCUGAAGAAAAUAAUGAGACGUUUCUUGAGCUUGACUGCAAGUUAAAUAACAAAAAUUAUGAUUCUAUGAGUGCUGAUCCUUCUGUAAUAUCUCUUGAAAAAAAUAUUCCAAGAUAUGAAACAAUAUCAUCCAAUAAAAAUAUACUGCAUCAUGAAGAUAAUAAUUUGUCUUUGAUUCAUGAUAGUUGUGAUGAGGAUGAAUUUCAAUUUGUUGAGCAGUCUCAGAAUGUAAUAGAUGAAUAUUGUGAUUUGUAUUUGCCAGGAAAUUUUAGCAUUGCCACAACUAAUGAAGUAGAAAACUUCAAUGUUAAAAAUAACUAUCAGGAUACUACAUAUGAUAGUGAAUAUGAAUGGAAACUAAAUGAAGAGAGAAAAAACUCAUUGAAUGCUAGUUUUAUAGAAAAAUCAUUGCAAGAUUCCAACAAAGAAACAUAUUCACCUGAUAUUACAAAAAUAGAGAAACUUAUUAUAAACGAAUCGGAAAUUAUUCCUGGUGAAAUUGAAACAGUUACUCCCUUGACUGUAACAAUGGUUGAUCAAGCUGGGGAAAAUGUUGAUCACAGUAAGAAUUACGCUGAAAGUUUUGUGGCACCAAAUGAAGUAUUGUGUAAAGAAGAAUUCAGUGAAAAUCAAUUGAAUCACGAGAAACUAAGUGAUGAUUCUGUAGAAAUCUCUAUCAACAAGCUUGUUUCUGGCGAACUGGACACUUCUUUGCAGCAUGAAAUAUUAAGUUUAAAAGAAUUAUGUGCUGCAGAUUUGGCACGUAAUCAAAUAACAGGUCCUGAAUCUUUAAGUGAUGAAGAUAUUUCUGCAGUUGAAUUGUUGCAUAAAGACAUUUCUGAUUCGCAAGAAAAUUAUUUGGAAAAUGUUACAAACUUGGACAUUUCUCAUUCAGAAGAAAGUUACCUGGAUAAUGUUACCUCUUCAGAUGUUUCUCAUUCAAAUGAAAGUCACUUAGAUAAUGUAACGCCCUCAGUCAUAUCUCAUUCUCAAGAAAGUUAUCUGGAUAAUGUUACCUCUUCAGAUGUUACUCAUUCAAAUGAAAGUCACUUAGAUAAUGUUACACCCUUAGACAUUUCUCCAAUCCAAAAAAGUUACCUAGAAAACGCUAUUUCCCCAUUGCCUUUAGCUGUGUUAUGCCAUUCAGUUACAGAAAGUUCUUUACAAUUCAACAAAUCAGAAAGCAUUGCAGAGCAAAAUGUUACAAGUGAAUUGACAUCUCUUUUACCUGGUACCGAACUAUCUUCAUCAACAGAAGCAUAUGCAACUAGUGAUGAGUGUCAAAACAUAAAAGAACCAUAUGCAAAUAUCAAAUUGGAAUAUGAUGUUGAAUAUAAAAACGAAUCAAAUUUUUCUGAUGAUCUAUUUUUAACCGAAAAUUUAAAGUCUGGUGACAAUGAAAAUUAUCUAAAUGAAUACUGUCUAAACUCACCUAUAUCUGAUUCUAAAUACAUUUCUCAAGAGACGGAUGUCAAAAAAUCAGAUCUUACCACAGAAACAUAUUCAUUUGAAGAAAUAGAUGCUAUAUCUGAAAUUGCAGAUACCGAACAACAUGGAGAGUUCAGACAAUUUUUAUCUCAAGAAAGUGACACAACUCAACAAAGUGGGCUUUUCCUUGAAGAAACAGAGACAAUUUCUAAUUCUUCAGAUCUUAAUAAAAGCACUGAUCCUCCUCACUUACAAAUUUCAGAAGAGCCAGAUUUAUCUUUGAUGUCUCAUUUUUAUGAUGAGUGGUUUGAUCAUGUAAUACCGAGUGAACCUUUAGAAACAAAGAAGGAUUUUUUAAGUAUUUACGCAAGAUAUAAUGCUUCAGAGUCCUCAGCAACAAGUUCAGGCAAUAUCAGUGAAUCUGAAGACUUUGUUGAUAUGAAGAAGGAAGAUUUUGUCGCAAUUUCUACUAGUUCUGAUGAUGGUUUAAAAUUAAAUUUACUUCCUGACACAUUUGAAAAUGGCAGUCAGUUGAAAGAGAAGGAUUUUUUGCCGAAACAGAAUAUUUCUUUGGUUUCUACAGAAAUGGAAUUAGCAGCUUCAUUUCAGGAAACUGAUACUAACUUUGUUUCUGCAAAUAUCUACCCUGAAGAAGAUUUUCAAUCUGAACGAGAUCAUUAUGAAACAUUAUCAUCUCAAGAAGAGUUAUCUGAUGUAUCAACUUUUCAAAAAUCAAAGAUGACUGAAGAGGAGGAUGGCAUUGUUUCUGACCGAAUAAGUGAGACCGAAGUUUCAAUUUCAGCUUCUCUUAAACAGAGAAUAUACAAAACUAGCAAAGGCUGCCAAACAGAAGAAAGCUUUGAAGAAGAACAAUUUUUUGAUUCAUUUGAUGAUACAUUUACUAUCCCUUCUUUUAUUAACAUUCCUUUUGACAACAAGACUAGUGAUCAACCAAUUAAAUCAGAAAUCGGAGUUCAGUGUUCUAUGAUAUCUGAAAAUAUUUAUCCCCUUUCUAGUAAUAUUUAUAUAGAGAAUAAAUCUAUUUUAAAAGUGAAUAGCCUGUCACCAUCCGGUCAAGAAUUAGAAUUUGUUGAAGAUUUUUAUGAAGAUGAUUCAGAAAUGCAUUCAACUGCUAGUACAGUGCAGAAAAGUUUGAUGACUCCUUUAAAUAGUGAAGAGAAAAAUUCUAGUACUUCUGAAUCACUUGAAGAUUCAGAUUCUGAUAUUUAUCUUGAAUCACCUUCUUCCCAUGAUGAGCUUGAUAUAGAUAGUGAAAAAAAUAAGAGUAUGAAGUAUUUCCUUUGUGCUGAUGUAGAUUCUGAUACAGGUUUUAGUUCAGGAAGCGAGACAGGCAAGCAUUUCAUGCGGAAUAAGAAAAUGCAUUGUGAAAAGAAACAAACCAUACCAUCUUGCAGCACAACGUCAAAUGAAAGUUAUAUGGAGAUCGAAAGAACUCAAUCAGAUGUGGAUAUCUUGGAACACUCUUUGAAUAAUUCAUUUCUUGAGGUAUUUCAAGAAUGUGAUAUUAUUAAAGAUGCUGGAGUUCAGUCUAAGGAUGGUGUAUCAAGCACCCAAUCUCUGACUGUGAACCUGCAGUGUGUUUCUGAUAUUUGUGUUACUAACAUCUUAACACCUGAUUCAAAACAGUUAAAAAUAAAAGAAUUUGAAUCAAAUGAAACUGAUCAAGCUAAUGUCAUUUAUAAUGAAGAAACUUUAAAACUUGACUCAAAUGUGAAUUAUUCAGAAGAAUCUGAAAAUGUAAAAGAAAUUGCAGUAUCCCAUGAAGAUUUUGAAGAACAGUUAGAAACUGAAUUAUCUUUAAAUACUCCUGUGCAAAGCACAGUUAAUUUAGAAAUUCUUUGUGCAUCGCAAGCACAUAAUCAAGUACAAAAGGUUGGAGCUGAAUCAGUUCUAAUACUUAGUCAAUAUGUUGAAUCUGUUAUUGAAGCAGGUAUUGAAAAAGCAUCAUCACUCUUGGAUGAGGAUCAUUUUGAAAUUACUGAAUAUGUGCCAGACAGUCUACCUAACAAAAGUGCUGUUUUUAAUGACAAUAUUGGAAGCACAGUAGCACCCAUUGUAAUACAGAAAGAAAAUUAUUCGAAUCAAAAAGCUUCUAUUUGUACUAGUUCAACAAAAGAGACUUUGUUAAACUCAGAGAUUCAGAUUGAAAACGUUGAAAAUAUAAUUGAAUUUCAUUCAGGUGAAAAAAUUGUUAGUACAAUUGUUGAAAGAGAAAAAUCAGUCUUGAAUGAGAUUACUGAAGAGAACAAUCUCUGUAGAAGUUUGGAUAUAAAAAGUGCUCAAUCUGCAGAAGUUAAUGUUAAUACCAUUGAAAGGGCUGUUACUCCAGUUUCAAUAGAAAAAUUUCCAUCCAUUGAAUAUGAUAUGAGGUUUGUUGAUGUUGAUGAUGCUCUUGCAGAAACGAUAAAUGAUAAUGAAAUUGAGUGUGAAAGUUCAACACCCACUGUGGAGUACUUUUAUGGGUCUUUGCCUUUAUGUGUACAAAGUGAUCUAGAAAGAAAAGAAAGUUUUUAUGAAGCUUUAGAUAUACUCGAUGAAUGUGUUAUGAACUUGGAAAGAAAUAUAAUUGAAAAUGAAAACUUUUUUGAUGCAUUCUCUACUGAGAAUUCAAACUUGCAAGCUCUAAUCACAGAAAAUGAAGAUGUUGAAAGAUUUGAUGAUGCUGAUUCAUCCCUGGCUGAAGAAAGUUAUUUUAAUUCUGAUAGCGUCUCUGAGUAUUUCCCCAUUACUAGUUCAGAUUUUGGCGAACAACUAAAUAAAAAUUCCAAAAUCUUCAAAAAACAGCUUGACUUUAAUGCCCCAAAAAAUAAUGAAUUAGUUGUAUUAAAUAAUGAAUUAGUAGAUGUUAGAAGUACAAGUGCCAUUAAACAGUCCAGUUUUGAAAAUGAUGAAUUCAGCGAAUGUGCAUCUGUCAUCAAGCAAUCUAACUAUGAGACUGAAGUCAAUGAUGAAUUCAUGGAAUGUACAAAUGUCAGCAAACUGCCCAGUUUGAAGAAUCUAGGAAAUAAAUAUGUUGAAUGUUCAAAUGUCACCCAACAAUAUAGCUUUGAUGAUCAAGAAAAUCAAGAGUUCAUUGAAUGUUCAAAUGUCAUAAAAGACUCUAGCUUUGAAAAUAACGAAAAUGAGUUUGUUCAUAGUUCAGUUGUUGUUGAAAAAUCUAUCUUUGAGACCCCAAAUAAUGAUAAACUUGUUGAGUCUGUAAAUAUCAUCCAGCAACCUAGUUUUGAAAAUGAUGAAUUUGUGGAAUGCAUAAAUGUCAUGAAACAGUCUGUAUCUGUAAAUCUAGAAGACAAAUUUUUUGAUAGUUUAGUUGACAUCGGCAAAAGUGAAGAAACAACUCAUCUUAGCUCCAUGUCUGAUGAAGUUUCCUCAAGUAUCCCUUCAUAUAGUUCAGUAAAUACAGAUGCAACUCUAAAGGCUAAUGAUUCUGCUACAACUCAUCUUAGCUCCAUAUCUGAUGAAGUUUCCCCAAGUAUCCCUUCAUAUAGUUCAGUAAAUACAGAUGCGACUCUAAAGGCUAAUGAUUCUGCUACAGAUAAGAAAAAAGUUUUUAAUAAUGAAUGUUCUAAUGAAUCUUUGGAGAAUAAAGAACAUGUUCUUGUGGAAAAUAAAGAAAUUGCUUCAGAUGCAGAGUAUAGUGAAACAAAAUUUAAACACUCUGGAAUUCCUACAGCGCCAUUAAAUGAUUCUGUCCAGUUUGAAGAGAAUUUUAUAACUGAUGCAAAUGAAAAUUCUAUACCUGCUCAGGACGAACAAUCAGAUUACUUUGAAACUAAAUCUGUCAAAGUCUCAUCUGAAAUAGAGAUCUUUUCAAAAGUGGAAGUUUCAGGAAAGAGUAAACUUUAUGAACAGGAUCACUUAGAAAAUAUAAAUGAGAGCCAAAUGCAAUCAUCAAGCACUGAUGAACUGAAACCAGAAAUUCUUCCUUUUGUUGAUGAAAAAAUAAUUUCUAGUGCUGAAUUAGUAACUUCAGAAGUUAAUACAACUGCUCUAGUCACAGAAAACUCUGAAACUUUAGAAAUUGUUUCAGUAAAAGACACAACACAAGAGUUUGAAGUGCCUAGAACUGAUGUACCUUCAACAGAGCAAAAUCUUCUUACGGAAAUAAGACAGGAGUUAGGAUUAAACAAAGAAGCCGAGUGUGGUGAUUCAAUUUUAAAAUCCGAGGAAAUUCCUCAUGUGCCAUCUGAUAUAGUUAGAUAUCUAUACUAUGAUGACUCAAUUAAUUUUGAUGAAGAUAUUCAAAAUAACAAUGAUAAUUCUUCUUUUGAGCAUGAGAUGACUCAGCAACCAUUAGAAUUGUUAGAAACUCCUUGCUAUGAAACAAUAGGUGAAGAAUUAAUUGUUGAAUAUGAAACUCAUUCCAGUAAUGAAGCUCAAAAAUUUCUUGACCCAUCAUUAUCUAGCACUGAAGCUAUAAAGUCACUAGAGUUAGAUGCUUCGAUUGAAACUACGGAAAUGUCUGAAAGCAUUGAUCAGUGGUUAGAUCUAGAUACAAGUAUGUCUUUACAAAAGUCUACUUCUGAUUUCCAAAGUAUUCAAGAACCUGAGGCUAAACCUGUAUUCACAUCAGGUCAAAUAGAAAGCAUGAACAUUGAAGUGGGUGCACAAUUCGAUGCUUAUCAACAAUUAUGUGCCACUGAAAAAUCAGAAAGCUCUGAUCAAUAUUUAGAGUUAGACCUUAGUAAGUCUCAGCAAUUAUCAGACUUCCAAAGUAUUCAAGAGUCCGAAGAUCAAAUUAAACCUAGAGUGGGCGGAAUGGAACAUGAAGGGUCACACUGCAUUCCAAUGUUGCUACUUAAAAAAGAUAAUGAUGCUGCUGCUACUGAUAAAUUUGAGAGUGAUGAUGUGACUGAUAUAUCUACUCAUUUUACUAUGACUGAUGAUUCAGAUAAAUUAUCUGAAAUCGAAAGUGAUAUCUCACUUACUGAUGAUAAUUGUUAUUUUGAUUUUGUUAAUACAGAUCAUAUCAGUGAUGUUGAACAGAAUAUGAAUCAGGAAACAAAUGGAACUAAAUUGGAAAUCUCACAAAAGUCAUCUUUUAUUGACAAUAAAGCUCAAUUGCAAUCAACUACUAGAGAUCAAUCUGUUGAAAUAAAUAUAAAUCAAACUACAGACUUAAAUGGAAAUAUAACAGCCGACAAAAUUGACUCCAGUAUGUCUUUAGUAAAAGAUCCUCAGAACUUGCAAGACUCAUCAAAUCCAGUUUUGUUUGAUGAUACUACUGAGAUAAAAAGUUUCCCAGUUAUUGAAAAAGAACAAUUAGAGAUAAUUGUUGAUCCACAAUUUUCUUUAAUAAAUGAGGCUGAUUUACCAUAUAUAGAAAAAAGUUUGAUGUGUCAACUUGACACGUCUGAGUAUUAUCUUCCAACUGAAAAUAUUGAAACUGAAAGUGAGGAAUAUGUGUCAGAAGUUGUAAGUAGUAUGCCUGAAACUGAUAUCAAAUACUCUGAGAACAAGGAAGUAGAUUUAGAAUCUCCAAAAUCCAUAGUAACUGACCAAAUUAUUUUAUUAGAUCAAAGAGAUAUCUCUGAGUUCAGAACUGAUAAUGAGAAAGACAUUAUUGAAAAAUUUUUUCAUAAGAAAGAAAUUAUGACAUCUCCGGAAUUCACCAAAACUCAUCUAAAUACCUCAGUAUUUGAAGCUAUUGAAGACUCUGUCAUAGAAAAGAAUAAAGAUGAUAAAAAAUUUGAUGACGAAGAUUUAAAUAUUCAUACCGAAAUAACAACAUUUGCUUCUGCUAUAUCAAGCUCUGUAGAUUCUACUAACAAGGAUGACAAGAAUAAUAAUUUAACUGUGAAUGAAUUCAACAUAGCAGAAAAAGACAAUGAAGGUUUUAAAGAUGUUCAGAAGCAACUUGAACUUUUGCCAGGUAUGAAUGAUGUUAUGGAGGCUGAAUCUAUUUCUAACUCAGACGACCAGAGGAAAGACAGUUUAGCAUUGGAAAAAGAUAAUUUUAGUUAUCGUCAAGAGUUUAAAAAUGAAGUUGAUGUGAAAGAAAAAUUUCCUUCUGUGCUAGAUUUGGAUGUGGCAGUUGUUGUGGGAUCUGAACUCUCCCAAAAGGAUUCACAAGUUAUUCUAGAAAACAAUCUAACUUUACCUCAGGAUUGUGACGUUGAAGAAACAGCAGUGUUUGCAUUCAAUCCUGUUAUAAAAGACUUAAUUAGUGUAGAUAAAGGAAUUAUUUCUAAUCUUGACAUUCAAAGAGAAAUAAAUAGCAAAAUUUCACAUGAUCAAACUGAUUUACAAUUACCUGAAAAAUGUGAAGAAAUUGAUUCAACUGUGGACUUUAAAGGCCAUCCAUUUAGUGCUGAAAAAAAGGUGAGUGACUCUGAACAUAUUGAUUUAAAUUAUUCUUUACUUACGAAAAAAGAAAUCACUACAGUCGAUUUUAAAGGAGUACUUCUUGACAAUGAGGUGAAAGAAAGUGCUAAAUCUAAUAGUGAACAGUUUUCACCCUCAAUUGAUACUGAAGUUUUUAAAACUGUUGAUUUUAAAGGACAUUCUGUUGGUGAUACUAUUGAAACUACUCAUACUGAAUCCUUGAAAUCAUUGCAUUUGGCUUGCUGUGAAGAAAAUAGUUCUUUUGUUGAUUUUAAAGGAGAUUUUAUUGAUGACCCAAAAACUUUUAAACAAGUUACAGAACCAAAAUUAAGUACCUUACCUAAGCAAUCUGAAUUACUUAAUCAGGAAGAAUCUAGCUAUACAGUAAAUUUCAAAGGUAUUCCCAACUUUGAUCAAAAGGAUGUAACAGAAAUUGAAUGUACUACAUUAAAUGAAUUUGAUAAUUCAGAGCCAUUACCUGUUAAAGACUCUGAAUUUUUCGUUGACUUUAAAGGCUGCCUGUUGAACAAAGACGCUUAUGAACAGAAUACGUCCAGCUCAAAGCAUGACACAUUUGAUUUAAAUAGUUGUGAAACUGUGGAUUUUAGAGGGAAUUUAAUUAAUGAUCUAAAAGUAGAAAAGGCAAGUGAGCCAAUUAGUGAUAAAGCCUCUGCUGUUGUUAAUUUUAAGGAACAAUUUUAUGCAGGAUCCAAUACAUCUGUUUGUAAGGAUUCUUUAAUAUCUUUAACUGCUGACAUUUCAGAGGAAGAUUUAUCAACUGUUGAUUUCAAAGGUCAUUUUACUCACCCCCAAAUACUUUCUAGUUCUGAAAUUAAUGAAAAAGUUGAUUCUAAUUUGACUAUAAAGGAAAACGACAGAAUGGGAAAUUUUAUCAGCCAAGUAGAUGACGAAAAAGCAAACAUUGAAUAUGCUAUUUCAGACAAAACAGCCAUGUUAAAAAGUGAAGCAUUAUCAGAAAACGCUUUCUCUUCUGAAGUGCAUUCUGAAACUGAUCAAUCAUCUCUCGUUGAAAAUAUUAUUUCUGAAAAAAUGAUUGAAACAUCUAUGGUUGAGAAUGGGAAUAAUAUUUUGCCUCAGUCUACACUUGAAAAAACAAAUGAUGAUGAGAACAACAGAUUAGACUUAUCCUUAAUUUCUGACAAAGAUUUUUCGGAAAUGUCAGAAAGUAAUUUACUUAGACAAGCAGAAAAAGAUACCAGAGUCAGCAUUUCAAAUAGUGAUGUUGAGAAUAGCUUUGUCUCUUGUAGUGGAACUGAAUCAACGCUUUUUUAUUCUAUGCGGGAUGACUCUGAGGAUACAUUGAAUAUAACAUCUGAUGAUGAUUUUACAGAUGUAGCUUCACAUGCUACGAUAACAGAAGAUACUGACAUGUGGUCUGAUGUGGAAGCAGAUUUGGAGGAUUUCUCGUAUGCAAAAGAAACUACUCCCACUAGGGAAUCAAUAAAUGCUGUGGAAAAUAUCACUUCUGGAAUGAUGUAUGAUGUUUAUGCAUCUGAAGUUUCAAAUAUUGAUGAUAAACUGUUUGGACACAAUGACAAAGAUAUCAAGGCUUCUAAUAUUCAACUUCAGCAUGUCAGUGAUAACAAUGACUUAGUUAUAAAUGUCGAAAAAAAUCUAUCCAAAAUUGAUAGUUCUAUUAUUUCUAAUGAUUCUUCAGUUAAUUCAAAUCAAUCCAUUGGAACUUUUGUCCUGGAAGAAGAAAUAACUAAUCAAAGUCAUGAGUUAGUGCUUUCUGAAAGUCCUUUCGUUGUUCUAGAGAGUCCAACUAAUAUAGUUGAGGAUGUUGCUCAACAAUAUUUGCCUGAUGAGAAUGAAGAAAAAGAAGUGGCGAAUCUCACAACUUGUGGUGGUGAAAUAACCUCUACAGAUUCUGAAAUGGCUAAAGACAUUAUUAUUAAUUUAAAUACCUCAAGUGAAAAACUAUCAAUAGAAAAUGUUGAUAAAUUAAAAUCCGUUGAAACUGAUGAAAUCAGUUUUGUGAAAUGUUCAGAAAUACUAGGUGGCACUAAUGAAAAGAAAGAUUCCAAAGUUCAGCUUCAAUCGCCUGAAGAUGAAAAUGUAGAACAAUCUGUCACUAACUCGAAAAAUGCUGUAUUGUUUAAUUCUGCAUCAGAUUUUGUUGAACAAGAAAUUGCUAAUGAUAUUUCAGAAAUCACAGCUGUUGAUGAUUCUACAGAUAUUGUAUCUUUUAACACUAUUUCUGAUGAAUGUGAACAAUGGUCAGAUACCGAGGUGACAAACUCGAUCGAUGAAGAUUUUUCACAUAAGAUGCAUUCAAAGACCCUGAAUAAAAGUGAAGAAAAAUCUUUUGAUGUAGGAGUAGAAUCAUUAGAAAUAAUGAAAAUCAGUAAAAUUGAGAAAGAUACUGUUGAGCAAUCUAUUAAAACUGAGAUUUGUUUAACAGAAAAUUUGAAACAACUGGAAACUGGAGAAAAAGCGAAACAAGUGUUGACAGAAAAUUUGGAGCAACUGGAAACUAAAGAAAAAACCGAACAAGUGUCAACAGAAAAUUUUGAAGCACCUGAAACUGGAGAAAAAACAGAACAAUUUAUUGAUUCAAAUUUAAAACCCUGCAAACUUUAUGACACUUCAUUUAAUGAAGCUAACACAGAAUUGACAAUGAUAGCUGAGGACAAUACUCAGUCAAUAUUUGAAAAGACUGAAAUUUGUGAAUCUAUUGAUCUUAGUAAGACAAAUAGAGAAAAUUUUAUAAACAGCACAGAGCAAUAUAUUAAAAUUCCUGAUACCUCAACUCCUGUAGCAAAACAGGAAGAUAUUGCUAAAAAACAAAUUUGUGAAUCUAAAUCUGAAUGCAAAGAGGUAAUUUCUGAAAAUUUUAAAAACAAUAAUGUUGAAAUAUUGUCACUGCCAUGUAAAGAAAAACUAAGUAUAUCUGAAUUGUCAGUAACUCCUGCUCCUUUGAAGGAAACAAAUGUUACUGAUAAUGAUGAUUCUCUUAUCAUUACUUCUGAUGAGGCCUAUACUGAUGCAAUAUCCACCUACUCUAAAUCAGAUGAAAAUGAGAAAUGGUCUGAUGUUGACGAAUUAAGUCUAUUAGACGAAUUUCCAUCCAUGAAUCCAGAGAAAUUACUGCCUUCUGAAAUCUCUGUUAAAGAAUGCUCUGCAAAUGAAAAGAUAGAACUAAAAGGCAUGAAGUUACAUGUUUCUUCUUCACCUGAUAAUGAGAAUAUUGUACUAAAUAAAUCAGAAAUCCAGGCUGAGUUUAAUUUGAAAGUUGGUAUAAAUUCAGCUUUGCCUAAAGAAACUUCAGAUGAACUUAAAUCUUUGGAAACUCCAAAUGUCACUACUGAAAAUAAAACUCAAAAGUUAAGUGAAACAUCUAAUGAAACAAGUGAGUGCAAAACAAGCAUCAUUAAGACUGUUACAGAACAGGAAGAAAAAUUUCAAAGUAAAAUUGAAACAUCUUCCACUGAAACUCCUGAAAAAGAUACUACGAAACAUAUAUUUGUUGAACAUUUCGCAGAAAUAAAAUCAUUAGGUGAAUAUCUGAAUGUAGUUGAAUCAUUUGCUGUGCUUGAUGAUGACAUCGCUAACCUGCAAACUCAUGAAGAAACAACGGAAGCGUCCUUACGUUUGGAAGCCACUGGAGACUCUGAUUAUUGGAUAGAAGCUGAUACUGAAUAUUCUAUAUCUGAGUUUGAAGAUGAAGAAAUAUCAUUGCCGCAUAAACAAAUGUCUGGCCAAUCAUCUACGCCAAUGCUGAGUGCUGUCGACAUAUCGGAAGAUAACAAAAAUUUCUUUUUAACUGCAUCUCGCCAUUCUAGUGAAAAUGCUACUGAAAUUUCAGUAUCAUCAUUUGCUACUGAUCCUGAACAAAUUAGUGAUACUUGUGCUGAUAUUUCCCUUCAAGGAGCUACAACUGAAAACUCUGAUAAAUGGUCUGACAUUGAAGGUGAUGGAUUAAUUGAUGAAGCUCUUUUUGGUCCUGAGCAACCAUUCGAAUUUGACAACUAUCCAUCUCCUUUUAAAGGUAUUGAUCCAAAUGUCAGUAAAAACGAUGUAGAUUUAAGUAAUAAUAAAUGUAAUAUUUCACCUGAUUCCAUUAAAGUGACAAAGAAUGAAGAUCCAUGUCCUGUAAUCAAGGAAAUUGCUAUACAGAAAGAAUCAAGUUUAUCAGAGACAUCAAAAUUGGUCACUUGUCAAGAGGAAGUAAUUCCUAAAGAACUCAGUGUUGAAUUAACGGAUAACAGAAAUGAAUCCACUUUAUCAGAAGUUUCUAAGCUGGUCACUUGUCAAGAAGAAGUAAUUCCCAUAGAACAGAGUGUAGAAUAUACUGAUAUGAAAAAUGAAUCAACUUCAUCAGAAACAUCAAAAUUGGUCAGUUGUCAAGAAGAAGAAAGUUAUUUAAAACAGUAUGUAGAAAUUUCUAAUGGGAAAAAUGAAUCAACUUCAUCAGAAACUUCUAAACUGGUCACUUGUCAAGAAGAAGUAAUCCCCAUGGAACACAGUGUAGAAUAUACUGAUAUGAAAAAUGAAUCGACUUCAUCAAAACUGAUCAGUUGUCAAGAAGAAGAAGAAAGUUCUUUAACACGGGAUGUAGAUUUAUCCGAUGUGAAAAAUGAAUCAACUUCAUCAGAACAAUCUAAAUUAGUCUCUUGCCAAGAAGAAUUAAUCCCUGUGGAACAUGAUAUAAAGAAAGAAACACGUGAUCGAAGUUCUUUUCCUCAGCAUCAUAAAACUGAUCUUUUAUCUCGACCUUCAGUAUCAUCAGAUGAUGAGUUUACUAAUGUUACUCCUUUAGGUACGACUGUUGAAGAGUCAGAUAAAUGGUCUGAUAUAUCCGACACAUCUAUUGAGGAAAUGGAAGAUGAAAGUGCAUCAGUUUCAUUGCGAGAAAAAGUGUGUGAUAACAUGUUACCUUUGGAUAACAAUUUACCAACUGAUGUAAAAUCUGAUAUUCAAGUUGAGGUUAUGAUGGAAGAUAAUGAUAGUAAGCAAGAUAAAUCCCCUAAUUUUAGCUCCUCUACUUUUGAUGUUGAAACUAAAUUAAAAAAUGUUAAUGUGAUUGAAAAUUUAACUUACAUUGACGAUACUGAACAAACUAAUAAUUCCCCAGACAUCAUACCAAAAUUAAAUGAAACCUAUUUCGAACAUGAUCCGUUGGUUGAAUCUGAAAGAGUUACUGAAGAUUUGCAAUCUUUAUCAAGAAGUCCUGAAGUUGUCACAGAAGAUGCUUAUGAAAGCCUGGGGGAUGAAGAAUUUGUUGAAGAAAUUGAUGAAUUUAAUGAGCAGUAUGAAGAUGAGGAAAUGUAUGAAGAAGGUGACUAUCAUAAUUUUAACACUCCAUAUGUAAUCAAUGAUGAUGAGUUUGUCUAUCCUAUACAAUACACCGACUGGAUUGAAGAAAGCUUUGAUUUAAAAGAAUAUGGUAUUGAUGCUGUGUUGUCUGGUUCUGAAUCGGAUAUUCAUGGAUAUGGAAUAGCUGAUGAAUUUGAAGCUAUAGAGCGAACGAUUGAUAUGAAUGUAAGCAAUUUUGAUGAAACUUUAGAAAGUUUUAUGGAGGAAGAAAGAAAUUUAACAACUGAAAGUUUUAAAACUUUUUCAAAUGGAACUGCUUCCCAUUUGAAACCGAGUGAGCAAGAACAUGAUAGCUGGUCCACUGCUGAUGCUGCUUCUAUUGAAGAUGAUUUGCCUGAACAUGAUGAUGUUUUAUCAAAAAUCGAUGAACUCUUAGCUGUAGAUUUUAAGGAGUUUGAUGUGUAUCAGGAAAAUGAACAUGAUAGGGAAUUUGAAAGGGAGGGACUUUCUCCACUUGAGGAAUUUAAUGAGCAAGAAGAGUUUGAUCAAGAAAUUUCUGCAUUCCAAAAUGAAAAGCUUAUAAAUACUGAGGAAAUUACUUGCUUGAAAGAACCGCCAAUUUUGCUUGAUGAUGAAAAUACUAAUUUAAGAGAUUUUGAGUUUAAUAAGGAUUUGACUGAUAGUAAAACAUGCGACCAGAAAUCCAAUGAUCAAAAGACCUCUUUGAAAGAUAGUGAUGAAAAUACCAAUGAUUCAAUCCCACCAAAUCAUUCUGAUAUAGCAAUCAUAGAAGACAUAAAGAAGGAUAAGAUUUCUCAUAACACGCUACCACAAACACUUGAGAUUGGCAAUUUCAAAGAUAAUCAAACUAGCACUCAGUCUGAAUGUAACGUUGAUAAAACAAUUUUGAAGAAAGAAAAUAUUCAAUCUAAAAUUGAAAAGGAAUCAGGGGAAUCCAAACUCAUUAAACAAAUUGAUGAAAAAGUUGAAACUAAAAAUAUUCCAGAAUCUGUUGUUGAAGAGCAAAAAUCAAAGCCUUCUGAAAAGAUCAUGACAACUUCAUCCGAAAAAACUGUGCAAGUGCCAAAAUCAUCUCAACAGUCUACUGAUGUUGAGUCACGAGUUUCUGAGAAAAACAAAAGUGAAAAUAAACUUCCUUCCACAUCGUUAGAUUCUAAUUUGCUUACAAAAAUCCCACCUUCAUCAGUUGAAACUAAAAAUGAAACCUCUUUUUAUUUAGAACCCGAAAAAAGUAUACCUAUAGUUAAAUCAGAUGUAAAUUCUAUUCUGUCUGAAAAUAUUGACGAACAAAAACCAGACAUUCCAUGUAAACAAAGAGGCAAAAUAAAAGAAACUACUGUAGAACUGCCUACAGAUGCUAUUGUUUCAAAAAGUGUACCAGUAACAACUAAUAAAUUAACUGUUAGCAACUCUGAUAUUUCUAUUGUUGAACUCGGAUCUGAAGAUCUAAAAGUUGACAUUCCAGUAAUAAAAGAAAACGAGCCUCAGAUUUCCGAAAAAAUUGAGGCACCAGCUCUUCCUCGUAAAAGGAGAAGAGAGGUGUCAACAUUGGAAAGAAAUUCGACAUCAUCUUCUUCUGAAUCGCUAUCUUCUCAAGAAUCGUCAUUAUCAAAACAGGAAUCCUCUGCAAGUGAUGGUGCCAUUCCUGACAAGCCGGUGCGACGUAGAAGAUCUGUUCAGUCACCAGCUGUUCCAUCAAGAAGGAAAAGUAGUAGUGAUGGUAGCACUUCAUCCACAAGUAGAUCUUCUAUGCAUUCCAAAAGUUCUCCGGCUCCUGAUCUGUCAAGAAAGAGGUUAUCAAUUGAUGAGCGUGUUGCCAAACUUCAGAGUGAAGGUAAAUGUACAAAUAAAGAGAUCGCUUUCAUUGCUGCAAAACUCAUUGAGAUGCAGUUUGAAGAAGAAGAUGCCUUGCUAGCUUCAAAACAGUGUAGUAGUGUUUAUCAUGCAGUAAAAUUUUUAACUCAGCUAUGUGAGCUGUGUAAUUGUCGAUUUCCAAUAAAUAUGAUGGUAUCCAUGAUUCAUUGUACACAUCGAGCUUGCAAAGAUUGUUUGAAAGCCCAUUUUUCAGCUUUAAUUCAUGAUCGGAGCAUAUUCAGUCUUCUGUGUCCUAUUUGUCAUUUACCAGAUAUAACAGAUCAAAAUAUACAGGAAUAUUUUAAUCAUCUUGAUAUGAUGCUUAGGAAUGUGUUGGAAAGUGGCAUUUAUGAUCUAUUUCAACGGAAACUGAGGGAUGAAGUUCUGACCAAAGAUCCUAAUUUUCAUUGGUGUUCUCAAUGUUCGUCUGGUUUUAUUGCAAGCCCUCGCUUGAAAAAGUUGUAUUGUCCUGACUGUUCAGCUAUCACCUGUGCAUCAUGUCAUCAAACUUGGGAAUUGGAGCAUGAAGGUGUUCAUUGUGAGCGUUUCCAGCAAUGGAAAGACAUGCAUACACCUGAACCACCUCCUGCUGGCUUAGUUAAAUAUCUUACAGAUAGAGGGAUAACAUGUCCUUCAUGUGGCCUCAUAUAUAAUCAAGCGUGCGCUGGAUGUUUAAUGUAUAAAUGCUCUCACUGCAGUCAUGAAUUUUGUGGGUUUUGUUCAAGGGAUGUAAAGAGAGGAAAAGAUUGUCAGAAUAAGAGCUGUGAUUCAAGGGGGACACACGUCCACCAUCCAUAUAACUGUCUUUUCUUCAUUAGAGACAAAGAAAUCUCUGAUAUACAGAUGCUUUUAGAAGAAGAAUCUGUUGAAUACUUAACCAUUCCACCAAAAGAUCAAAUAGUGAAAAGUCGAUGCCAAGUGCGCGAGCAAAAGCAUAUCCAUGGAGCCCUAUCUGAAGACAGAUGUGGUCGUGAUAUUGUUCCAUAUUGUGCUGGUCUCUGCAAAACACAUUAUUAUGAGUACUUGGCUGAACUACUGAGGAAAAAGAAGCUCAAUUCAUUGUCCAUAAUGACCACACAAGAUUUGGAAUUCAUGCUUCGAAAAAGUCGUGUUUUUGUUCCUGAGAAAGUAAAAGGGGAAACAAGUGAAGAAUACUACAAAAGAAUAACUCAAGUUGUCAACACCACACUGACCUGAUGAAAUUUUACAAUCUUUAAUUCUUCAAUGAAUGUAUAUAUUAUGAGAAUUACUGUGUACUUGUCUUCAAUAUAUGAAUAAGUGGACAGAAUAUUAUGGGCCGUCUUUUUGUUAGUUCUAAGAACACAGAAUUAUCAAGUUUCCGUAUGUUAUUGAAGACUUAUUGUGUAAAUGAACAAAAUUCAGAAGAAAACCUUGAAAUCAUUCGCAAAUUAUAUUUGUUACAAAAAUUCAUAUGAAAUCCGUUUUAGAGAAAUUAUGCUAUUUAGAUAUAAAAGCAUUAAUAGAGAGAUUUUUUGUCAGAAAUAUCUAAAAACUAGCUUUUAAAUUUUGAACAAUUUUGCAAUUUAUUCUUCCAAAGUUCAUUGCAUUUCCAGAAAGGUAACGUUUUAAGUAAAAUUUUAUUCUGCAAAUUGCAGAGUUGUGAAAUUAUUUCUUCAGUUUUAAUUUUUUAUCUUUUGUUAGAUAAAAUAACUUGAAACAAUUUUCAGCAUAACAUUCAUUAUUAUAUCAUGUAUUAAUAGCAAGAUAAUAUAACAAAUAAAUUUUUGUAUUUAACUUCAAGUAAUAAUUUUAGUGCAUAAUAAUUGCUGUAUAUGAAUUUCAAGUUUUUCAGUGAAAUAUAAAAGCUAAUUUUAAUGUUUUGAUUUCAAAAUCCCACUGUAUUUCAACACCAAGGAAUCACAACUUUAAACAAAGUUUUAAAUGUAUAUUGUGUGACUUUUUACGUUAAAAAUAAUUUUAAAAAAACAUAUAACCAAGAAGCAUGAAUGGUUUAAAGAUUUUCUUCCUGAAUUUUACACUGAAUGUUGAUAGAUAAAGAGCUUAUAUUACUUAAACAAAGCACUAUUUAUUAUGUUUUGGCAACUACGUGCUAUUUUUGUGAUAACAUUGAGCCUGUUUUUAACAUCGUAUUUCAAAAAAAAAUUAACAUCUAAUCCAGCUUUCUGUUUUAGAACAUAUAUGCUAUGAUUCAAGCAUGCCAUGUAGUCAACUAAUCAAAUUGUAUUAUAAUAUAGUAAAGCAAUAUAUAUAUUUUCAUAGAAAAAUAACUAUUUUUUCAUAGAUGUUUUGUAAAUAUUUGUUUCAUGACUUGUAGUCUGCCAAGCCAAAUAAUCUAGUUUUAUGAGUAUUCUAGUCUCAGAGGAUUGUAGAUUUUUAUUUAUUUAUUAAUGAAUUUUAAUCACAUUUACCUUAACUCAAUGUAACCCUGGUAUGUUUUUCAUUUGAACAUUGAUUUGUAAAAGAAUAUUUUGAAUAAAGUUUGCUAUGUUAUAAAGUAA